UAAAAGCGCAAGAUGGAGGUUAAAGAUGAAAAAGAGAAGACUCCCGUUGAUUCAUGAUCGUCAAAAGAGGUUUUACAGCACAGUGCGUGAACAUUGAGUUGCGCACGGUACCAUACCUUUCGCUUACUUGCACUUCGCCUUUUCCCAAAGCCCCAUAGCCAACCGAUUUUACCCAUCACCGAGCCAGCUGACAGUAGCUGACACGCUCUCUCUCUCUCUCUCUCUCUCUCUCUCUCCUUGAUUUCCUUGAAAUAACGAUGCGGUGGAAAAUACAGCAUGGUCCCAGUUAGUUCUAUGUAGCUGUACACACGUACAAUUCCCUCUGUUUCGCAUCUUCCAAGGGUAUAGCUCGAAAUCUUGGCCAUUUAUUAUCCGGGGUAUGCUCUGCUUGCUUUACUUCGCUGUAAACGAGGAAUGCAGGGAUCAGAGUGAUCGUUGCCAUUUACUACAUUUCUUGAGGAUGGCACUCAGCUCGAACUCGUUCAAGUUUCUUGGUUUUGUUAUGGGAAUUGAUUCUUUGAUAAAGUUCUGAUUUUCUUUCCUUUUAAGCAGUUCAAUCCUGGGUACCUUCUUGGAAUGGCGUGCUUUGAAUUUGUUUUCUUGCCGAGUAUUGCUGUUCUUUUAAGGUAUUGAAUUGGUUUGGGGGGAUGGUCUUGCAGAUUUGGCAGAAUUCAGUAAUGAAUGCCAGAGUCAGAACAAGGCUUCAGUCCAUGAGAUCUCCUCUCAAGUAUGAAAAACUGGAUAUGCAGGGGAACAAGGUAAACGAUGCUGUAAAAGCAACCGCGAGUCAACGACCCUCCAGCAAAGAGAGAAAAUUUGCUUUGCAGCAAGACAUUGAUAAACUCAAGAAAAAGCUCAGACACGAAGAGAACAUUCACAGAGCUUUGGAGAGGGCUUUCAGCAGACCUUUGGGAGCUCUACCUCGUCUUCCCCCUUAUCUCCCUGCUUAUACAUUGGAGCUUCUUGCCGAGGUGGCUGUUCUGGAAGAGGAAGUGGUUCGGCUCGAACAGCAAGUUGUGCAUUUUAGACAGGAUCUGUAUCAUGAAGCUGUCUAUAUAUCAUCCUCCAAAAGGGGCGCAGAAAAUUCAGCUGAUUCAUAUGCCCCAUACCCGGUUAAGAAUCACAAACCAGAGCGACGCAAAUUUUCAGCUCUAAAUGGGUUUGAUUCAUCGGUGUCCACAAGGAGGCAUAAACCUUCUCUGUCUGAUGAUGGUGGGGGACAAGAGGAUCAAUCAUGUACAAAUUCAGUAAAGAAUGUAAAGGGAUCCUCGAUCCAUAAACCCCAAACAAUAAAAAAUCCAGUUAAGAGACCUCUCAUAAGCCAUAGAUCAGCAGAGAAACGUUUAGAUCAUCAGAAUUUACAGGUAGAAUGCAGAUUGAAAGACCAAGAAAGUCUAGACGCAAGAACCCCUGAUGAAGGGCCAGGAGAUGAUGGCCCAAACAGAAUUUCUGAAAAUAUAGUGGAAUGCUUAUCUAGCAUUCUCCUAAGAAUGAGUUUGAAGAAGAAUCAAAGUAGUGCAGAAGAUUUACCCUCCAUAUCGACCUCUUCAACUCGAGAAAGCAGUGAAGAAACAAAUUAUUGGGAUCCUUAUGGUGUUUGUUCAGUAUAUGGAAUGAGAGAUAUUGGUCCAUAUAAGAAAUUAUGUCACAUUGAAGCUGGCUCAAUCAAUCCAAACCGAACAGCAAAUUCUGUGUUUCUACUUCGUAGAUUAAAACUCCUCCUGGGGAAACUUGCCUCUGUCAACUUAGACAGCCUCAUCCAUCAGGAGAAGCUAGCAUUCUGGAUAAACAUUUACAAUUCCUGCAUGAUGAAUGCAUUCCUAGAACACGGAAUACCAGAGCUCCCUGAGAUGGUUGUUGCUUUGAUGCAGAAGGCAACAAUAAAUGUUGGGGGACACUUGCUAAAUGCAAUAACUAUAGAACAUUUCAUCUUGAGAUUGCCUUACCGCUCAAAAUAUACAUUUGUAAAGGGUGCGAAAAACGAUGAGAAGACUAGGAGAAGCAUAUUUGGAUUGGAGUUUUCUGAACCCUUGGUGACAUUUGCCCUAUGCUGUGGAAGCUGGUCCUCCCCUGCUGUGAGGGUGUACACAGCAUCUCAGGUUGAGAAAGAACUGGAAGUGGCUAAAAGGGAGUACUUACAGGCUGCAGUUGGAAUUUCAACUACCAAGUUUGCUAUCCCAAAGCUUUUGGAUUGGUAUUUGCUCGACUUUGCAAAGGACUUGGAAUCAUUGCUUGAUUGGGUCUGUCUUCAGUUACCAAGUGAACUUGCCAAAGAAGCAAUUGGGUGUGUUGAGAGAGGCAAAAAGGAAACUCUUUCACAGUUUGUCCAAAUUAUUCCAUACGAGUUUAGUUUUAGGUACCUUUUAUACUCGCAAUAAACUUUGCAAUUUUCUUGUAUACACAGCUAUAGAAUGCAUAAGAAAGGUGGUUUGUAUAUGAUACCUUGUAAGUAGUAUUCGUGAGAUGAAUGGUGUCUUCACCUUGAGGUUCAGCAUGUACUACGCUUUGAAAAGAGUUUCAAAUAAAAAGGAAAUUUAUUGAGUCCUAAGCUUUUGCAUCACUU
Messenger RNA from Juglans regia (Persian walnut), 2563 nucleotides. RefSeq lists its product as uncharacterized. Lineage: Eukaryota; Viridiplantae; Streptophyta; Magnoliopsida; Fagales; Juglandaceae. The transcript is spliced from 11 exons. The coding region runs from base 648 to 2378 and encodes 576 amino acids. The record is from RefSeq and is a predicted model, not a curated record.